AUGUAUGUGAACCAAAAGGCUCGUGUUCCAUUGUUGUUAAGAAUGGCAAAGGACGUUGAAGAAAACCCUGGUCCGACAAUAUAUGAUUUAGUUGACCCGAAUGAAACAAUUGCUGCGGAUUUUAGUCAGGGAAAUUCGAGAAAAUUUCGACAAAAUGCUGGUAAUCUAUGUGUGGCCAUGUCGUUGACUGCAAUAAUUCACACUGAACUAAAAAUUAAUAAAUAUAUUAAUAAUUGGGAAUAUUGGACAAUGAACCAUUUUGCUUUUAGCACUACAGUUGCUAAUAUAAAAAGUUCUGAAGAUAGUUUUAAAAUAUUUGAUUCACAUUCAAAAGAUUUAUAUGGCAUAUCACAUCCCUAUGGCAAGUGUUCAGUACUUCUUACUGUUCAAGGUUUAGAAAACCUGUCACUCGAUUUCCAAAAUACUUUAGUCUAUACUUUAGUCAAUACUUUAGUUGAAAUCCAUUGUCGGUGUUGUUAAUUUUGUAUGCUCUGUCUGAUCGUGACUAAAACACCAC
Xenia sp. Carnegie-2017 is the source of this 517-nucleotide messenger RNA. RefSeq lists its product as uncharacterized. The record is from RefSeq and is a predicted model, not a curated record. Lineage: Eukaryota; Metazoa; Cnidaria; Anthozoa; Malacalcyonacea; Xeniidae.